UCGUAACGGCGACCGAUAGGCGUACUUUCUGGGUGAGCCACAGGUCACGCAUCCCCUCGGUGGGGGUGUUCCGCGGCCGUGACUCGCGAGCGACCGUAACGGCGAGGGAAACUCGAACACUCCGCGACCCGCGCUAUCCUAGUCGCCAAUGUCUUCGCGAGCAGGUCCGCGGAUCAGCCCCACCACCGUGACCUCGCGGCCCGUGACCUGUCAUUUCGCGAGGCACUCGCGCUCGCGGCCGUCUCGGUGUCUGACGUGGUGGUUGGUGGUAGGACGUGAAUGUGAAUGUGUACCAGAGUCCCGCUGGCGCGGCUUGGCGCGGCUCGCCACGGCCGCAGUGUCAACAGCCCGGACCAGUAUUCGGACACAGCCGCACACACGAUUCGUAGACCGUGCAACACAGACACACUUGUCUCGUCUUCCCUCAGACCGAUCACGUCCGUCACCUGCGCUAAAGUCGGUGUUGAUUGUCCCAUAACCAAGCCAUACCGAUUUCUUUGCUAUGUAUGCUUUUAUCAUGGUGCUCGACGAGCGGAAGUUUGAGUCCAUGCGUCUGCGAGUGCCAGUGGAGAGCGUGGAGAGUGGAUUCCCAGUUACUGUCGGAGGAAAGGGGGCCGUUGUGCUUGGCACAGGUGUGACCAGAGCUGAAGCAAAAUUAAAUGGAACUGAAUACUAUAAUAGAUUAUGCAAAUGGCAUGGGGAGGAAAUGACUGAUUGGGAAUUCAAUACCCAGGAUUUGGGAGAGAAUUCACGCACCAGCCCCAACCGUGACGAAGAAAAACCUGGGAAGCGCAAAACAGCAGCAUCACAACAGGAAGGUCCCUUGAAGCGUCCCAAGCGAUCAUCUGAGUAAAUAUUUCCCAACAUUCAUGUAAAUUAAGACUUAAAG
Messenger RNA from Frankliniella occidentalis (western flower thrips), 889 nucleotides. RefSeq lists its product as uncharacterized. The transcript is spliced from 4 exons. NCBI's taxonomy places the organism in Eukaryota, Metazoa, Arthropoda, Insecta, Thysanoptera, Thripidae. The record is from RefSeq and is a predicted model, not a curated record. The coding region runs from base 503 to 853 and encodes 116 amino acids.